Molecule: messenger RNA, 4581 nt
Organism: Exaiptasia diaphana
Lineage: Eukaryota; Metazoa; Cnidaria; Anthozoa; Actiniaria; Aiptasiidae
Product: protein FAM135A
Exons: 23
Coding region: 292-4488 (1398 amino acids)
Source: RefSeq, a predicted model, not a curated record
CUGAACUACAACAUUUACAAAGUUUCGCUCCAAAUACACCCAAUUUCCAUGCACAAACAUUGCUGUCCACAUGUUCCCAAGUAUUUUGAUGUCACAUACAACGUUCUUGUAGGUGGGGAGAAGAGGACGGGGGAGGAGGGAGAGAGAGUACAUAUAGCACAACCCCAUAAAACCAUCUUUUGUGCUGUUGGUGUCCCAAUUUAUUUUGUCCAUGAUUGUAGUCUGUAACAAACUUUUCCCUUGAAUUUCAGAUUUUAUAUUAUCAUAAAUUGCUACAGAUGUUCUCACACAAUGUCAGGAGAUCUUCAAGCAACAUUAGAAAUAUCAGUAGAAUUGUCAACAUUUCACAAUGUAGAUCUCUUUCAAAGAGGGUACUAUCAAAUAAGAUGUAGUUUAAAGCCCCCAGAAAAAUCUGUUACAUGUAUUGAUGUUGAAUACAGGAGGACUAAUGGCGAUUAUCAGCCAGAUGACUGUCUAUACCCAGCACUAGUGACACCAACAGGACUAACAGCAGUUUCCAAGACAUUUCAAAUACUGUAUAAGAAUGAAGAGGUUAUUCUUGCAGAUCCUUUCAUCUUCAGACUCAAUAUGCUGGUUGACAGCAAUAAGCUGACAGAUCAAAUUGACCAGGCUGACGUUCAGCUGCUAGUAGAACUGUAUUUUUCUGAUGCAGAAGUUGGUCCUGAAUCUCCAGAUUCCCUUGUUAGCGUAUCAUCUCAAAUACUCAAGCUUCACUUGUCAUCAAUAAAGGGACUACACCAUCAUGUUCCCAUUCUCUUUGAUUAUUUCCAUUUUGCUGUCAUUGAUACCACAAUACAUGCAGUUUUAGUCAAGCUUAGCCUUCCAGAUCCAAGCAUUUUGAAGAUACCAAAGUCAUCAUGGUUUUCCAAAGCAUCAGCUAAUACCAGAGUGCCAACACCACUGUUUUAUGCUAAACUGUUUGGUAACAAACCUAUAGAUAAUGUGCUUAGCACAAGGACUCCAGCAGAGGAAAGACAAAUUAGGUUUGCAUAUGACACUCACAGGUCUCUUUGUAGUACCCUCCUGUCUGUCCAGGUUAACUUGUUGGCUUAUUUUGAAUGCUUGUCAGAGUUCUUGCCAGAAAGUCAAAAAAUUCAAAUAGGCUCCUUGGAUUUUGGGCAGCGCUUAGAUAGUUUAUUACUUUCAAUAGAGUCUAUACAGAAUGCAAAUGAGGUGUUUUCACAGAUCUGCAGUGAUAUUGACAACAUCAGUAUUGAGCUAUCUUUGGUUUGGUCACAAUUUUUGGAGUCGUUCAUUUUGAAUAAACAGGUUCUCCCUCAUUUCCGAGAUGAGCAUCACCGACAGAGGAUAGGKCAUUUAUCAGAGGCUUUCUUUGUACAAGAGUUUCCAUGGGAUGAGCUUCAGAUUUCUCAAGAACAAAGUUAUCAGAUCCACCAAAGUUUGGGACAAGGCAUUAAAAAUUCCAGAUACUACCAAACAAUCCCUGCUGUUGCUGUUGAAUGCCCGGCUUUGGAUGGGGAUACGUCAUCAACGCCUAUUAUUUUUGAAGACAAAUUCAUAUUCACUUCAAUUCAUGAAGGAGCAAGUUGUGAUUCUGAUCUGGAGAAAAUCGAGUUGUCAGUAGGUAUUGAUGGCUUUGAAAUCAAAAAUGCCGUUGAAGAUGAAAUUGUCAACAUUGAAACAGAUAUUAAUGAUGUCCCAGCAUCUAAAGACGACCCCAAUUCGUCGUUUCCGUUAAGUGGUAUGAUGUGUAAUGGAGAAAGAGCGGUCAGAGAAACCAUGAUAUUAGAUGAUGACUUAGACGAUGGAAAUAGUAACCUAUCCAAGGCUCUUCAAGAAAUCAUAAUGUCACAGCAGGAGCCUGAAUCAUCAUUUGCCCUCAUGAAUAAUGCWGAAGAUGAAAAGUCAAGCCAAGAUUGUAAAGAUUAUUGCUCUGUUGAGGAUAAUUUUUCUGAAUGUAAACACUUGAUCACUGAAAACCUUUGCAGUGUUGGAAGUUUGUCUGUGCAUYCCAAUGUAAGUGAUUGCCCUAUUUUACAAUCAAAUGAGAAUGGUCAAAUCUGUAAACACGAAACAGUUUGUGAACAAUUUACAGAGCAAUAUGUCACUGACGAUGUGCACGGAUAUAGCUCUGCACAUAAAAUGAAUGUCGAGGCGGUAAAUAUGGAUAUUGCUACAAUCAUUGAGAUUAAUAAAAGUGAAGAUACAACAGCUACAAUAAAUGAGAAAACGUCAAUAGACCAAGGUAAUGAACAAAAUUUACCAGAGGAAAAAAUAGAGCAAGAUAUCCCAGAAAAUGCAAAUGAAUUUCAAAAGAUUGACAGUCAAACCAGAAUCGGUGAAAAGGAAAUUAUCGAUGAAAAGUCAGAAAGAACUGAUGAAAAAGAUUUUCCGGAAAAAAACUGCCAAACAAUUUCUACGAAGAAUAUAAAUAGUGAAAAUCAAAAUGAAACUAAUGGCCAAAAGACGCAAACGGAACAGAUUACAAACAAUAAAGAAUCUCUCGAUGUGGAGAUGAAAAUGAAAGAAAGCGACAAUCAACGAGCUGAAUGUGAAAAUAAUGAAGCCAUUGCAUCCCAAGAAUCAUGGAAUGGAACAAUUCUUGAAAAGCAAAAGGGAAUGCAUAGUCAUCAAAACUUAGAUGAGCCAUUGAAUAGGAAUGUAAACUUAGCAAUCGAGACUGAAAGAGAUGACCAAACCAACCUAGAGAGUCAUAUUGAAAGCAGUGAAACUAUCAAAGUUUUGGAUGAGAAUAUCGGAAACGGUUGUGAUUAUGACACCAGUGAAGAAAAGGAGAUAAAAACUAAUGACCAAGAAUCGCAUAAACAACAUGAAGAAACCACCGUUUCUGAAUAUAUUAUCCAAGAUAGUAGAGAUGAAUUGGUUCCACUUCAACUCAACAGAGAGGAUGUCUUCAGGGACAAACAAAGCAGUACAUCUGACCUCGACAACCCCCAUAAAACUGAAGAUGUAUCUAUACGUGGUAGUGAAUUUGAAGAUAGCGGCAAGGAACCAACUGCAAAGUGCGACAAAAGUAGUAAUCAAGAUGACGCACCUCCAAAUUUAGCCACGGACGAAGCACAGUCUUAUUCUAAAAUAUCUAUGCAAGAAGAAAAGGAAACUCUCAUUGAACCUGUUUUAUAUAAAAAUACUUUAUCAGAGAACGAAAAAAAUUUAAGUGGCGAAAUUCCAGUGCUUGAUGAAAAGCUUCCAGAAAAUUGCGAAAUGAAGCAGUCGUCGAGUGUAGUUACAUUUGUAAGUGCAAAAGAAGGUAGUACAUCAUCUUCAUCUUUGGAUUCUCCUAGUCGGGACAGCGUGUACGAAACACCAGGGUCAUCGCGGGCAUCUUUCUUAGGUCAAUCCGAUGUGGACGGCAACGAUGUUGUACAAAAACAGCGGCAACAGGAAAAGAAGCAAUCACCACCGCAAAGCAUCAAUAAAAAGGGCAAGAAGAAAGCUCAUCAGAAAGGACUCAUGAUAACAGGAUGUCUACCUGUUAAUUGUUCCGGGAACACAUCACCGUCCUUCACUAGAGGAAAUUCUGUAUACGGUGGGAGCGUGAAAUCCAGGUUUGAACUGGCUAAGCGAUACAUGAAACGGCAGCUGAAGUUUUCUUGUCAAAUUUACAGUGACAUCGGUUUGACAUCUGAACGUGAGCCAUACUUUAGUAAAGACAAAGUUGAUCGCGGCUUAGAAACACACUUGAUUGUGUGUGUACAUGGGCUAGACGGAAAUAGCGGGGAUCUCCGUUUAUUCAAGUGUUACCUUGAAAUGGCWUUACCUUCUACACGUAUUGAUUUCCUGAUGUCUGAAAUAAACCAGGGUGAUACUUUUGUAUCAUUUGAAGAACUAACAGAUCGACUUGUCCAAGAAAUUCUUCAUUAUAUUGACGCUUACUCGAUAUUUCCCUCCAAAAUCAGUUUUGUGGGGCAUUCACUGGGUAACAUCAUCAUUCGAUCAGCCCUGGCCCAUCCAUGCAUGCAACCUUUGUUAGACAGGAUGCAUACAUUCUUGUCUUUAAGUGGCCCGCACGUUGGUAUGUUAUAUCCUACUAGCCCAUUGGUCAGUACAGGGUUAUGGUUAAUGCAAAAGUGGAAGAAAUCUGAAGCACUCACGCAGCUGUCCCUCAAUGACCAUGAAGACCUACGGCAAACGUGUAUCUAUCGGCUAAGCCGAUCAAAAGGCCUGGAGUACUUUAAGAACGUUUUAUUGGUAAGCUCUGUGCAGGAUCAUUAUGUGCCUUACCAUUCCGCUAGAAUAGAAAUAUGUAAAGCUGCUUCUAAAGAUACUUCAGAAUACGGAACAAUCUACCGAGAGAUGAUCUCCAACCUGUUGUCGCCGUUAAAAGACAAAGAAAAUAUGACUUUUAUCCGGUACAGCUGCUACCACGCCUUGAACAGCUCGGCGAAUUCUUUUAUCGGGCGUGCUGCUCACAUUGCCAUGCUCGACUCGGAACUUUUUAUAGAAAAACUGUUAUUGGUGUCUGCUUUGGAAUAUUUUAGAUAACAUUACCAGUUACUAUAUCCAGUGUAUUGUAUCCAUACUCAACAGAGUUGUCAAGUUCAAUCGAUAAUACAAUUAAAAUUAGCCAUAUCGAAA